CAAUGACACUUGAUCACAGGGUUUUGGGUUUUCGCGAUGUUCAUAGUUUGAGUGAGUUAUUUGUAUGUAUUUGGUGAGACGUUUUGAAUUGCCGGUUCUAAAAAUCCAACCAUGUGUACUAGACUCGGAAUAAUUUUAAUUUUUUUGAAUCUCGCAGCCGUAAGUCCGAAACCAUUUACAAGAGACGCUCAAUUAACCCCAGCCACGUGUCAAGCCUGCCAUCCCAUUGACGUGGAAAAAAUCAACAUCCAUUUAGUCCCUCACUCCCACGACGACGUCGGCUGGUUGAAAACCGUCGACCAGUAUUAUUAUGGCAACCAAAAACGCAUCCAAUACGCUGGGGUUCAAUACAUCAUCAGUUCGUCAAUCCAAGCCUUGAUAGGCCACCCCGAUCGACGCUACAUCCAAGUCGAAACCGCCUUCUUCUGGAAAUGGUGGCAACACCAAGAGGACGCCCUCAAACGACAAGUCAUAGAGUUGGUCAAUAAUGGUCAAUUGGAAAUUAUCAAUGGGGCUUGGUCCAUGAAUGACGAAGCCGCGUCGCACUACCAGUCAACCAUUGACCAGUUCACGUGGGGUUUUAGGUUCUUGAAUGACACGUUUGGGGAUUGUGGGAGACCCAAGGUGGGUUGGCAGAUUGACCCGUUUGGGCACAGCCGCGAACACGCGUCUCUCAUGACCCAAUUGGGCUUCCAAGGGCUAGUCAUCGGGCGUUUGGACUACCGAGACAAGAUGAAGCGACGUCUGGACAAAAAUUUGGACUUCGUGUGGCGAGGUAGCGCCAACUUGAACAACUCCGAGAUUUUUACGACCAUGUUCCCGGAUUUUUACGUGACUAUCGAUGGGUAUUGUUUUGAUGUGCUGUGUAACGUCGAACCUAUUGUUGAUGACGAGAAAAAUCCGGAUUACAAUUUGAAGAAAAAAGUGGAAGGAUUUGCUAACAAAAUGGACCAGUAUGAGAGUUAUUAUCAAACGACCCAGUUCUUGGUACCGAUGGGUGGCGACUUCAAUUAUCAAGCAGCUGAGAUUAACUUCUCCAAUUUGGACAAACUGAUAAACGGCUUCAAAGCUCACAAAAAGUACAACGUCUUCUACUCAACUCCGUCGUGUUAUAUCAAAGCCGUCAAUGACGAAAUCGCUAGAAGAUCUCUCACUCUACGAAAAAAAACUGACGAUUUCUUUCCAUAUGCGUCCGAAAAACACGCCUACUGGACUGGGUAUUUCACCUCCAGACCGACGUCGAAGAGAUUUGAAAGAACCGGGAACAAUAUUCUACAAGCAAUGAAGCAACUGGUCACUUUUUCUAGAGUAAAAGGGGACGACCGAGAAAGUUCGAUCACUGGUCUACGUGAAGCUAUGGGAAUAAUGCAACACCAUGACGCCAUCACAGGUACCGAGAAGGCAGCAGUUGCUAAAGAUUACGCACGAUUGCUUACUCAAGCUAUCAAAGAUGCUGAAGCACCAGCUGGAGUUAUUAUAGGAAAUCUUUUGAAGAAAUCUUUCCAAAAUGAUGUAGAUCUCAAGUUGUCUACUUGUUUGUUGGCAAACGUGAGUAUUUGUCAAACCACACAGAAAGAUCGUUUUGUGGUGGCGGUUUAUAACCCGCUUGCACGUCCAGUGACCCAUUAUGUUCGACUACCAGUAGAGGGAGACAAUUUUAAAAUUAGUGGACCAGAUGGUGACGAAAUCUACGAUGUGGUGCAUAGCAUGUCCAAGUUCGACCAUGUCAAAGAGAGUUUAAAACCGACUUCCAAAAAUUUAGUGUUUGCAGCUAAAGAGAUUCCCCCUUUGGGGAUAAAGUUGUACUAUGUUGAAAAAAUAGAAGGAGAGGAGGAGUUUCGCGCUUUUGAAACACUGUCAGAGAAUGACUACUUUGGAACGGAUGAAAAUGGAUUUACCAUUGAUACAAACACUGGAAGAUUAAAUUCAGUAACUAUCAACGGGCUAACUCUUAACAUCACACAAGAUUUUAUGUAUUAUCAAGGUUAUUCUAGUGGUGGUCGAGUUUCCGGUGCCUACGUGUUUCGAACCACAGACAAACAAGCCAAACUUAUAACUUCCGAAAAACUCGAAGUUAAGUUUAUCAAAGGAAAACUCGUAGACGAAGUUCUCCAAGUGUACAGUCCAGAAGUGUCUCAAGUUAUUCGUGUUUACAAAGACGACAGUGGGUUUAUAGAGUUUGACUGGUUAGUUGGAAACCUACAACAAGACUCCAACGCCGGAAAAGAAGUUAUCACAAGAUUUGCUGUUCAGAAUUUCUCCAAUAAAGGUGUCUUCUAUACGGAUUCCAACGGUCGGGAACAAAUCCGUCGAGAAUUGAAUAAAAGAAGUGAUUAUGAUUACGAUGCAACUGAUGACCCGAUUUCUAGUAACUAUUACCCCGUCACGUCGAAGAUAGUAGUCAAGGAUGAAGAACGGAAUUUAGAGGUGGCUGUGUUGAAUGAUAGAGCACAAGGGGGUAGUAGUUUGGGUGAUGGUGUGAUUGAAUUGAUGGUCCAUAGAAGGUUAGUGCGAGAUGACGGUUUUGGGGUUGGUGAAGCUCUAAAAGAAGACGAGUAUGGGAAAGGGUUGUAUGCGAGGGGUCAACAUUAUCUGGUUUUUGGACCAAUAACAACCGAAGACGAUGGUGAGAAAUCAGCUGCUGCGAUAGAACGAGAUCUAGCUCGUAAGAAAUUACUAGCACCAUGGGUACUAGCAGUUGCUUCCACAGAAGGACCCUUCAGCUCGUUAGAAAACACAAAAAGUUUUAUCAACUUUAAGUUCGCAGGUCUUACAAGACCCCUUCCGGAGAAUGUUCAUCUUCUAACUCUAGAACCCUGGAGGGACGAUACUUACCUUCUGCGACUCGAGCACGUGAUGGAAAAGGGCGAAGAUGCGGUUUUAUCCAAGCCGGUCGUGGUUGACAUAGAGAACCUUUUCACUGGUUUUCAAAUUUCUGCGAUUGGUGAAACUACUCUUGGUGCUAAUCAGUGGUUGGACGACUACGAAAGAGAGGAGAAGUUGGUUUGGAACGACAAUGCGCCGACGCCUUGGAUGACAUUGGAUGAGAAUGAUCCUUUGAAGAUUGAGUUGCAUCCGAUGCAAAUACGGACGUUUAUUAUUAGAGUUGAGGCAAAAUAAUGUGUACAAAAAGACGUAAAUAUAUGAGCAAAGUGUUGAA
This is a messenger RNA of Zophobas morio, 3160 nucleotides long. RefSeq names its product lysosomal alpha-mannosidase-like. Gene Ontology annotation, biological process: mannose metabolic process. Gene Ontology annotation, molecular function: alpha-mannosidase activity; carbohydrate binding. NCBI's taxonomy places the organism in Eukaryota, Metazoa, Arthropoda, Insecta, Coleoptera, Tenebrionidae. The coding region runs from base 112 to 3120 and encodes 1002 amino acids. The transcript is spliced from 12 exons. The record is from RefSeq and is a predicted model, not a curated record. Gene Ontology annotation, cellular component: lysosome.